AUGCUGCUGCAGCGCAGCCCCCUGCUGCUGCAGCAGCAGCAGCAGCAGCAGCAGCUCCCCCCCCCUCCUCCUCAGCACCAACAGCAGCAGCAGCAGCACAACCACCACCAGCAGCAGCAGCAGCAGCAGCACCAGCAGCAGCAGCAGGAGGAGGAGGAGAAACGUAUUCUCUGCCAGCAGCAACACUACAAUGUAAACAUGUAUUCGGGUGUAUAA
Messenger RNA from Eimeria mitis, 216 nucleotides. RefSeq lists its product as uncharacterized. The record is from RefSeq and is a predicted model, not a curated record. The transcript has a single exon. Bases 1 to 216 code for a protein of 71 amino acids. Lineage: Eukaryota; Apicomplexa; Conoidasida; Eucoccidiorida; Eimeriidae.